This is a messenger RNA of Sordaria macrospora k-hell, 924 nucleotides long. RefSeq lists its product as uncharacterized. The record is from RefSeq and is a predicted model, not a curated record. Gene Ontology annotation, biological process: monoatomic ion transport. Gene Ontology annotation, molecular function: monoatomic ion channel activity. NCBI's taxonomy places the organism in Eukaryota, Fungi, Ascomycota, Sordariomycetes, Sordariales, Sordariaceae. Gene Ontology annotation, cellular component: plasma membrane; endoplasmic reticulum.
AUGAUCCAUCCAGAGCAAGUCGCCGACAUGCUUCGGCCCAUCACAUCCACCCUCCUGCCAACGGCUACGUCUGUGCCGGGACCGGUCCCAACCGUGAUCCCAACCCCAACAGAGUACCAGACCGUCGGUGAAGCAGGCCGCCGCACCUUAUGGGUGACAUUUGCCCUGAUGGUCCUCUCCUCGGGCCUCUUCGCCCUCCUCUCGUGGAACGUGCCGACCUCGAAGCGUCUCUUCCACGUCAUCACGACGCUCAUCACGAUUGUCGCCUCGCUGUCGUACUUCGCCAUGGCCACAGGGCACGCGACCACCUACAACUGCAGCACUGUCUGGGACCACCAUAAGCACGUGCCCGACACCUCGCACCAGGUCUGUCGUCAAGUGUUCUGGGGCCGCUACGUCGAUUGGGCCUUAACCACGCCGCUGUUGCUGCUGGACCUUUGCUUGCUGGCCGGCGUUGAUGGUGCCCAUACUCUCAUGGCAGUUGUGGCGGAUGUCAUUAUGGUACUGAGCGGCCUGUUCGCGGCGCUUGGAGAGGAAGGAAAGACGGCCCAGAAGUGGGGUUGGUAUACCAUUGGGUGCAUCUCUUACCUCUUCGUCAUCUGGCAUGUGGCGCUCCAUGGCGGACGGACUGUCAGUGCCAAGGGACGUGGUGUCUCGAGAUUGUUUACCGGUUUGGCCCUGUUCACGCUAUUGCUGUGGACUGCGUAUCCCAUUGUUUGGGGAAUCGCUGAUGGUGCCCGCAAAGCAAGCGUCGAUACCGAAAUCAUGAUCUACACCGUUCUCGACUUCCUGGCGAAGCCUGUCUUUGGUUUCUGGCUGCUGCUUAGCCAUCGUGCCAUGCCCGAGACCAACAUCGACCUUGGCGGCUACUGGUCUCAUGGCCUCGCUACUGAGGGUAGAAUCCGCAUCGGCGAGGAGGACUAA